Molecule: messenger RNA, 1494 nt
Organism: Triticum turgidum subsp. durum (durum wheat)
Lineage: Eukaryota; Viridiplantae; Streptophyta; Magnoliopsida; Poales; Poaceae
Source: the annotation of a GenBank genome assembly
AUGCCAUCCCACCUCAGAUCUUCAAGUGUGCCUUCAAGCCCCUGCGCGGGCGAAACCAACGUUGAAGCACAACUUCAGAGCCUAAACACCGCCGUCUCCUCACCCUCUUCGACCAUCGAGACAAUGCUUGACGGGUUGAGGAGGCUCGGAGAUAUUUACGACUGCAUCGACGAGCUCGCAAGCUUACCCAGGAGCCAAGCUCUCAUCUGCAAGCCGCAGCAUAGGAUUGCUGUGGAGCAAGAGCUCGAGCGCUCCCUGGUGUUGCUCGACCUCUGCGACGCGGUGCAAGUGAGCUUCUCCGAGCUCAAGGCGAGCGUACAGGACAUGCAGCUGAUUAUCAAGAGAGGAGAUGAUGCGGCUCUUCAGGCCAAGAUCCAGUCUUGGUUCCGCCUGACCAAGAAAGCGCAAAAGCAGUUCAAGAAGACCAGCAGAAACUCUUCUCCGGCUGAUGUCGAGAGCUGCAGAAUGGUCUGUCUGUUGGCUAAAGCUAGGGACGUCGCUGUCACAACGAUUGAAUCCUCGGUGGAACUCCUGUCGAAGCAAAUUGCAGCGCCGAAUUCCAGCAAGUGGUCUCUUGUACCCAAGGCGUCCCAGAAGAGAAGUGUGACGUGCAAGGAGGAGCAAUUGCAGGUGCUGGAGUUGGACAUUGUUGAUCUUGAGAGCGGAGUCAAGUCUUUGUUCAGGAGAUUGAUCCAGAGCAGAGUUUCUCUUCUGAAUACUCUGAGCUUAGCAAACGAAAAGACUUCAGCUUCCAACACAAUCAUGGCACCCCACCUCAGGUCCACGAGUGUGCCUUCCAGCCCUCGCUCCGGCGAAACCGAUGUCGACCAACAGCUGCAUAGCCUAAACACAGCCACCGUCUCUCCCUUAUCAACAAUUGGGACAGUGUGUGUUGGGCUAAGGAGGCUUGGAGACAUCUAUGACUGCAUCGAUGAGCGCACAUGCUUGCCUAGCAGCCAAAUUCUCCUCUGCAAAACGCAGCAAAGGAUUGCUGUGGAGCAAGAGCUCGAGCGCUCCCUUAUCUUGCUUGACCUCUGCAAUGUCGUGCAAGUCAGCUUUUCCGAGCUCAAGGCAAGCGUCCAAGACAUGCAGUUGGUUAUCAAGAGAGGAGAUGAUGCAGCUCUUCAGGUCAAGAUCCAGUCUUGGUUUCACCAGAUCAAGAAAGUGCAAAAAAUGCUAAAGAAGAACAGCAAGAAGUCUUCUUCGGCUGAUCUGGAGAGCUGCAGAGUGGUCAGGUUGUUGACUGAAGCUAGAGAAGCCGCUGUCACAAUGAUUGGAUCCUCAUUGGAACUCCUGUCGAAGCAAAUUGCAACAUCGAGUUCUAACAAGUGGGCCCUUGUAUCAAAGGCAUUCCAGAAGAAAAGAGUUACAUGCGAGGAGGAGCAACUGCAGGUGCUUGAGUUGGACAUCGUUGAUCUUGAGAGUGGAGUUGAGACUUUGUUCAGGAGAUUGAUUCAGAGCAGAGUCUCUCUUCUAAAUAUUCUCAGUUUGUAG